AUGAGAAACAGAGAUAUUCUACUGCCUUUGCUCAACGGAUCCGAGACCUGUAAGACACCGUCAUGCGUCAAGGCAGCUGCCGACAUCCUAUCAUUUACAGAUGAGACUGUGGAUCCUUGUGAUGAUUUCUAUAAAUUCUCCUGCGGUAGUUGGAUAAAGAGACAGGACCAUGAUGGCCAACAGGCUCUUAAAAGUCUUGGUAACGUGACUAAGCACAUACUGAGAGUUAUCUUAGAAAGGAAGCUAGAUGGAGACCAAUGUGAUUUCAUUCGUCAGAUGAAGACAUUUUACGACUCCUGUACAAAUGAAAAGAGCAUUAAGGAAACAGGCAUAAAAUCGCUAAUGGAAAUUCUGGAGGAACUCGGUGGUUGGCCAGUAAUCGAAGGCGAAAACUGGAAUUCCAGUUUCUUCAACUGGAUUGACGUACGUAGUCGACUACCUGAGGUGGAUGCGAAAGAUAAUCUCCUGACGUUAUCUGUUGUUGCGGAUCCUAGAAACAAUUCGUUUCAAAUCUUACAGAUGAACAAAAUGCCAUGGUGGGAACUCGAAAAUGGUUUUUUGAACAAUGGCCCAGACCAUUACGAAACAGUUAAGUACUUCAAAUUAAUGACAGAAACUGCCAAAGCUCUUGGUGCAAAUGAACAUACUUCGAAGAAUGAACUCAAGGAAGUUCUCGAUUUCGAAAUCAGGCUCAUUAAUAUUACUUUAGAACAUUGGAAAGAAGAGAAUGAUACGUAUUGCACCAUCCAGGAACUUAAGGAUAAAAUACCGCAGUUUGAUUGGAUGAAAUUUUUCAAACCUGUAUGGAAUAACGAAAUCCUUGAAAAUGAAACCGUGCUCAUUAGUGAUGAGGAUUACAUCAUGAACGUUGGCAGUUUGAUCGCAAAUGCAAAGAAAAGGGUGCUGGCCAACUACAUGAUAUGGAAAUUUGUGGAAAAAUCUUUUCCCAUGUUGGGUCUGGACUGGACGCCUCGUCGAGAAAAAUGCUUCGACUAUGUUUAUGACAAAUUCUCAAUAAUACUUGAUUCCAUCUACAUAAGACAAUACCUUCCAGAGGACAUGAAGAAAGCUGUUCUAGUGAUAGCUACUUACAUGGAAAAGGAAUAUAUAAAUAGGAUAUAUGAAACUGACUGGAUAGAUGAGGAAUCCAGCACAUACUCUGUGAAGAAGGUUAAUGGCACGAAGUUGCGAAUUGGUUUCCCGAAGCAAUUUUUGAAUGAUACAUUUUUAUCGGAUAUGUACAGUAAAGUGACGUAUAAUAAUGAAAAUUUCUUUAAUAACAAUCUAAAGAGAAAGAAGUGGAGAAAAACCGUGUUUCAGGAAUGGAUUAACAAAACCUUUAGUCAACGGGAAGCUGGUUCAGAAGAAAUAUGGAAACCGUACUACCAUGCAAUCACCUCAAGUGCCAGUAUUGACCUGGUGAUGAACAUAGUUGACAUUAGUGCUUCAGCAUUGCAGGACUACAUGUUCAACAAGGAUCGACCAAAAUACUUGAAUUUUGGAACUAUAGGUUUUAUUUAUGGACAUGAACUUAUGCAUGCAUUCGAUGGUCGAAUAGUGCAGUAUUCAUCAGAGUAUGAGGGUAGAGAAGUGGAAAACCGCUGGAGCAACGAAACGAACAAACAUUUCAAAACUAAAACCGGGUGUUUCUUGGAGCAAUACGCUAAGUAUACUGUUCGUAAUGGAAUGAAGGUGAAUGCUACUAAAACGCAUUUCGACAAUAAAGCUGAUAACCUUGGUUAUGAACUUGCUUAUCUGGCUUAUCAAUCUUGGGUUAAAGAUAAUGGAAGGGAACCAAUGCUGCCAGGACUGAAAUAUACACAAAAUCAGUUAUUCUGGAUAAGUGCAGCUAGUGUGAUGUGCACAAAAAUGUCACUAGAUUCUGAGGUAAAAGCAUUAAAAGCUGUGCACAGUCUACCACAAUUUAGAGUGAUAGGAUCAAUGUCUAACAUUCCAGAGUUUUCAAAAGACUUCAACUGCCCACCAGAUUCAGCUAUGAAUCCAAGAAAAAAAUGCCGAGUUUGGAGACAUAACUAAACAAAUCCCUAUUUCAGGAUAUAGGUGCUGUUCUGUUAUCGAGACAGGAGUCAUUGCCAAAUUCUCUGCUAAAUUCGCCAAAAGAUUGAUUUAUGUCACCAGUGUGUAUUUUAAAAAUUGUUACAAUGUUUACAUUUUAAGAAAGUAAAAGAAUGCAUUAUAAAAUUGGCAACGAGAAUACAAAUUCUAAAGAUGUAAGGGUCAUUUUUGUCUUUAAUAUUCUUGUAUUCGCCGUGGACUUGACAAUUUGGAACUUAUCUAAUGAUGAAACAUCUUUCAUGAAAGAGGAAUAAAAUAAGUAUAAUUUUAUCGACCCCGAUACUAGUUAUUAUACUCAAACUUUUGAAAUGUUUAUAGGACACUGCGAAACAGACUUCAGCGCGGCACUGAACGUAACCAAUUAGAUUCUUAGUUUAGUUAAAGGGCGGCAGCAGCGUACUCAAACGCAAAUCCUUUCAGACAUUUUAAAUCAUAUUCGUAGUUUAAUGCCUUCGCAUUAAUCUUAAUUCACUAAAUUCUAUAAUCGACUUUUUUAUAAUAUUUUUGGUAAGUUGCAUAAUUUACAUUAAAAUAUUUUUAUUGUACGAAUAUCUGUUAUGUUAUUUCCUUCCUUGAAUUUUUCUUCAGCUAAACCGUGUCGCAAAUAUUUUGGUAAUUAUUUCUAUUCUUCGAAUUUUUCGCCAGACCGUUAGCUUUUGGAUACAUCUGAAUCCGAUUCCGAUAACAGAACAGUACCCAAAAAUAUGUUAUUAAUAAUCUGGCAAUAUUAGUUUACCGUUACUAUUCAUGUACCUGAAUUCGAGUAUUGCAUAAAAAUGUUUAAAUAAUAGAAAGUCUAUGAAGAUUUUUUUUUGGUUAAAUAAAAUAUUGAAACUGUU
Molecule: messenger RNA, 2915 nt
Organism: Stegodyphus dumicola
Lineage: Eukaryota; Metazoa; Arthropoda; Arachnida; Araneae; Eresidae
Product: endothelin-converting enzyme 1-like
Biological process (GO): protein processing
Cellular component (GO): plasma membrane
Molecular function (GO): metalloendopeptidase activity
Source: RefSeq, a predicted model, not a curated record